Eleginops maclovinus (Patagonian blennie) is the source of this 2196-nucleotide messenger RNA. Its product is annotated as hyaluronan and proteoglycan link protein 3-like. The record is from RefSeq and is a predicted model, not a curated record. Gene Ontology annotation, molecular function: hyaluronic acid binding. NCBI's taxonomy places the organism in Eukaryota, Metazoa, Chordata, Actinopteri, Perciformes, Eleginopidae. Gene Ontology annotation, biological process: cell adhesion; positive regulation of neuroblast proliferation; skeletal system development. The transcript has 6 exons. Gene Ontology annotation, cellular component: perineuronal net; synapse. The coding region runs from base 281 to 1357 and encodes 358 amino acids.
CAGAGCAGCACUACUGCUACGUCACAGUUAGAAUACUCUUAUCAUUCAUUGACUAAACCUACACAUUAUUUUUAUUCGACACAAACUAGAAGAAGGCUAAUUUAUGCCCUUUGUUCUUUGACCACAAACCCAUUUUGCACAUCAGACUUUCUGCGACAUCUUUGAGAAACUCACUUGUUCCCAGCAGUCUUCUGACUUUUGUUCCACAGCAUCAAAGCUUUCCUUUCGACAAGGAUUGACACCUCGCAAGCAAAAUAUCAAGGUGCUUGGGUUCUUUACGAUGCAGAUAAUCUGCUGCAUCCAAACCCUGCUGUUGUUGGGUGCUCAGCUGGCUCUUUCAAUCCCCAACAACUUCUUCUACCAUGACUUUCGCAAAGGAAAUGGAAAAAAAGAAAUUCACUUCAGUGGUGUGAAGCUCCAUGUGGACUCUCCUCAGCCUUCAGUGUUUGCAGUCACAGGGGAUAAUGUCACCCUACCGUGCAGGUUUUGGUAUGAGCCUGAGUUGAGCUCACCAAGGGAACCCCGGGUCAAGUGGUCCUGGCAGCCUGCAGGCGGGGGACAUGAGACCGACGUGCUGGUGGCUAUCGGCUCCAGAAGUCGAAGUUUUUGGGACUUCAGGGGUCGUGUGCAGAUCAGACAAGAUUUCCCAGGAGAUGCUGCACUUGUGAUGACCAACCUAAUGUUGAAUGAUACAGGCCGUUACCACUGUGAGGUCGUGGAUGGACUGGAGGACGAGAGCAUUUCAGUUUAUUUGGACUUACGAGGUGUGGUUUUCCCCUACCAGCACCCUCGUGGCCACUACCACCUCAGCUUCAUGGGAGCCCAGCAGGCCUGUGAGGAACAGGCCUCCACACUGGCCACCUUCUCCCAGCUCUUCCAGUCCUGGAAGGAGGGCCUGAACUGGUGCAAUGCAGGCUGGCUGGCUGAUGAGACAGUCCAGUACCCCAUGACCCGACCCAGAGUGCCCUGCGGAGGGGACAGCCUUGCCCCAGGUGUCAGAAGCUAUGGCAGACGGCACCUGCACCUUCAUCGUUACGAUGUCUUUUGCUUCUCCUCUACACUCCAGGGUAAAGUCUACUAUCUGCAGCCCUCUCACUCGAUGAACCUGACAGAGGCACAGCAGACGUGUCAGGAGGACGGAGCAGAAGUCGCCAAAGUGGGACAGCUGUACGCCGCCUGGAAACUCACAGGGCUGGACCGCUGUGACGCAGGCUGGCUGGCUGAUGGAAGUGUUCGGUAUCCCAUCACCAGGCCCCGGAGAAACUGUGGACCAUCCGAGCCAGGGGUGCGCAGUUUCGGCUUUCCUCCUCCACAGCACAAACACGGGGUCUACUGCUACAAGUCAGGGGAUGAAUGAAUGAAGACCCCCUUUUGUAAUAGGGGGUCAAAAAUGCAAAGUUGGCACAAGUUUCUUGAAAACGUGUAUCCUUAUGAGCAUGCUUGUUCAUUGUAACAGUGUAAACUAUGGAAACCAAGCAAUAACGGCCUAAGUGUGCAAUGAGGAUUAACAGGAGGGGGAAAACAACAGAAUUUUUUUUUUUAAGAUUAAAGAAAAAUAUAUUAUAUACAAUUACAUUUUUACUUUAUAUUUAUGUAACAUACCUUAAAUAUUUCCUCUUUGAGUACUAAUGCUUUGUGUUUGAAUGUAGAAUAUGCUGGUAUAGUGUUUAAUACGCUUUAACAAGGAUCAUGAACAGAUAACACAUUAUUACCACCUUUUUGUCUUGCGUGUAAUGCAGUAAUUUCCUACAAUGCAUGGUUUGAGCUAUUUCCGAGUAAUGUCUUUACUGUCAUUCCUCUCACAUGCUGUCCUUUGUUAAUGCAUGGGACAAUAAAAAGGCUUGUUUGAAGGUAAAAGAGUUACUCCUCUUACUGGACGUCUUCCUCCUCUCCCUCACUUGUGCAAUUCUUGUGCUGUACAAUGACAACAAAAGUAAUGGAAGAAGCAGAUGGGAAUAAAACGACUAUGAUAUUCACAGAAGAAACAGAACAUAAACCAAAGAGAACUUUAAACUAUCAAAAGAAGAUCACUCGAUACUGUGAACAUCAACAGUAUCAUUUUCUUACAAGAAAACAAAUGUUGGUAAAGGUUACUACAAACAUUCGUAGUAUGUUACAGUCCUUAAAGCAAGGUAUAUUUACAUUUGAACAUUUUUCCCGCAAUAUACUCAUUAUUUCUAUUGUUCAUGUUUAGAA